CCCCACGAUACCUGCGCCUACCCACGAAUCCCGUUGUUUUCUCACGAGACCGCCCCUCCCCAGCUGGCCCCUCCUUUUCAACCAGUUGAGCACACCGACGCAAUGGAUAACAACAUGGAAAUCGAUACUGCGCGGUCCCCCGAGCCACACCACUUGUCGCCAACAAGCGACCCUGGGUCCAUACCGACUUUGGACGGCUGGAUCGAGAGUUUGAUGACUUGCAAGCAAUUAGCGGAAGAAGACGUGCGACGGCUGUGCGAUCGGGCAAGAGAGGUAUUGCAGGAGGAAUCCAAUGUGCAGCCAGUGAAAUGCCCAGUGACAGUCUGCGGUGACAUACACGGACAGUUCCAUGACUUAAUGGAGCUUUUCCGCAUUGGCGGUCCUAAUCCGGAUACAAACUACCUCUUCAUGGGUGACUACGUCGACCGUGGUUACUACUCAGUUGAGACAGUGACCCUCCUGGUCUCCCUGAAGAUCCGUUACCCGCAGCGUAUUACGAUCCUUCGUGGAAACCACGAGUCCCGACAGAUCACACAGGUCUACGGAUUCUAUGACGAAUGUCUCCGCAAAUACGGCAAUGCCAACGUGUGGAAAUACUUCACCGACCUUUUCGACUACCUCCCCCUUACUGCUCUCAUCGAAAACCAGAUUUUCUGUCUUCACGGUGGACUGAGUCCAUCCAUUGACACUCUCGACAACAUCCGGUCGCUUGAUCGCAUCCAAGAAGUUCCCCACGAGGGUCCCAUGUGUGACUUGCUCUGGAGUGAUCCUGAUGACCGAUGCGGAUGGGGAAUCUCUCCCCGUGGUGCUGGAUACACAUUCGGACAGGACAUUUCCGAGGCAUUCAACCACAACAAUGGCUUGACUCUUGUGGCACGUGCCCAUCAAUUGGUGAUGGAGGGAUAUAACUGGUCACAGGAUCGGAACGUCGUCACUAUUUUCUCAGCACCAAAUUACUGUUAUCGCUGCGGCAACCAGGCCGCCAUUAUGGAGAUUGACGAGCAUUUGAAAUACACAUUCCUACAAUUCGACCCCUGCCCCCGAGCGGGAGAACCUAUGGUAUCGAGGCGCACACCUGACUAUUUCCUUUGAUAGACUUCAUCUUUGUCCUGCGAGAGGCAAUUGGACUGGCGGAGAAUGGAGGUUGCAAUCG
Molecule: messenger RNA, 1153 nt
Organism: Penicillium psychrosexuale
Lineage: Eukaryota; Fungi; Ascomycota; Eurotiomycetes; Eurotiales; Aspergillaceae
Product: serine/threonine-protein phosphatase
Exons: 6
Biological process (GO): peptidyl-serine dephosphorylation; mitotic cell cycle
Cellular component (GO): cytosol
Molecular function (GO): protein serine/threonine phosphatase activity
Source: RefSeq, a predicted model, not a curated record